ACUCUCGACCGGUUCUCUGUUCGUCGUUUGUUUCUUCCGGUGGAAAAAAAUGGUGAUGGAAAUUGUGAAACCAAACACCUGCAUUAGAGGAUGUUGCACAAGUGAAUCGAUUCCUCUUCAUCUCCCUUCUUCUUCGUUCACUCUUCUCUCCCCAAUCGCUAAAGGAUCAGAGAGUGUUGUUUACGAAGCGAUUCUCGACGGACGAAGAGUAGCAGCGAAGAAGCCUAUCCUGUCUACUUCCGACGACCUCGACAAGUUCCACAGAAAUUUGCAGCUCUUAUGCAAUCUCAAUCAUCCUGGUGUGGCUAAGUUACUAGCAGCACAUGCGAAGCCUCCAAGUUACAUGUUUUUCUUUGAGUUCUAUGAGUCUGGGACUUUAGCUGAGAAGUUACACGUCGAGGAGUGGUCUCCGAGUGUUGAUCAAGUGUUAGUGAUCACGCUUCAUUUGGCAAAGGCAUUGCAAUAUCUUCACAACAACGGGAUUGUUCAUAGGGAUGUGAAAUCAGCAAAUGUUCUUCUUGACGAGAAGCUUUUUCCAUAUCUGGCUGACUUUGGUUUAGCUGAAUACAAGAAGAAUUUGCGUGAAGUUAAUCUGCAGAACUGGAGAUCUUCUGGGAAGCCAACUGGUGGAUUCCACAAAAAGAAUAUGGUUGGAACACUUAUUUACAUGGCCCCUGAAAUACUGAGGAAAGACAUGUGUACUGAGAAAUCAGAUAUUUAUAGCUUUGGGAUUUUGAUCAAUGAGCUUUUAACUGGAGUUGUUCCAUAUACUGAUCUUCGUGCAGAAGCUCAGGCUCACACUGUUUUAGAGAUGAAUUACACAGAACAGCAACUUACAGCUGCCAUUGUGUCUUCUGGUCUGCGACCUGCUCUUGCUGAAACUGGAUUGCACCUUCCAAAGAAUUUGCUAUCUCUGAUACAAAACUGCUGGGAAGCUGAUCCUUCUAAACGACCUUCUUCGGACAAUGUGGUUUUGGAACUAGAAUCAAUUUGGGAACAAGUGAGAGGAAAACUGCAAGGUCAUCUCCUUGAGAAAACUUAUAAUUCCCAGAGUGAUACAGAUGGGGCGGACAUCAUUAAAAAUUCAGGAGAGUACAGGGACACUGUUAAUUGGUCUAGUCAAGGGGAGUGUUUAUCCAAGAAAUCGUCUGUUUCCACUGUCUUUGAUGUGAAAUUAUGGUCUACUUCAAUAGAUGAUCCUUCAAGCUAUGUCCCUGUAAUUUCUUGUGGGUCUUUUGCAACAUGUGGAAGAAGAGAAUCCAUGGAAGAUACACACUUUCUCAUGCCUCACAUGUGUAAUGAGGAAAGCAUCCACUUAUUUGCCAUCUUCGAUGGUCACAGAGGUGCAGCAGCUGCUGAAUUUUCUGCUCAAGUUUUGCCAGGACUAAUUCAAAGCUUAUCUUCCACAAGCGCUGGUGAGGCAUUAUCACAAGCAUUUGUUAGGACUGAUUUAGCUUUCAGACAAGAACUUGAUUCCCAUCGUCAAUCAAAAAGGGUGAGUCAGAAAGACUGGCAUCCUGGUUGUACUGCUAUAGCCUCUCUCCUAGUAGAGAAUAAGCUUUUCGUUGCAAAUGUUGGUGACUCCAGGGCAAUUUUAUGCCGCGCCGGCCACCCUUUUGCUCUAAGUAAGGCACAUCUUGCAACCUGUAUUGAUGAAAGAAAUCGUGUGAUUGGAGAAGGUGGGCGUAUUGAAUGGUUGGUUGACACAUGGAGAGUUGCUCCUGCUGGCCUUCAGGUUACCAGGUCGAUAGGAGAUGAUGACCUGAAGCCAGCUGUAACAGCAGAACCAGAGAUUAGUGAGACAAUUCUAUCAGCUGACGAUGAGUUCUUGGUAAUGGCAAGCGACGGGCUCUGGGAUGUUGUGAACGAUGAAGAAGUUAUUGGUAUAAUCAGGGAUACUGUAAAAGAACCUUCAAUGUGUUCAAAGAGAUUAGCAACCGAGGCUGCAGCGCGUGGUAGUGGUGAUAACAUCACAGUCAUUGUAGUCUUCCUGCGGCCAGUGUCUACAGCUGAAAGGAUCUACUAGUAGCCAAUUCUUGCACAGUACUAUUCAACAUGCAACUUCUUUACAUAUAAAUUAUUUUCUCUGUAUUACGAAAAAUGAAGCUUAUAUUAUCGU
This is a messenger RNA of Arabidopsis arenosa, 2119 nucleotides long. NCBI's taxonomy places the organism in Eukaryota, Viridiplantae, Streptophyta, Magnoliopsida, Brassicales, Brassicaceae. The record is from the annotation of a GenBank genome assembly.